Dioscorea cayenensis subsp. rotundata (Guinea yam) is the source of this 5435-nucleotide messenger RNA. RefSeq names its product putative disease resistance protein RGA3. The record is from RefSeq and is a predicted model, not a curated record. Gene Ontology annotation, biological process: defense response to fungus. The transcript has 9 exons. The coding region runs from base 91 to 1242 and encodes 383 amino acids. Gene Ontology annotation, molecular function: ADP binding. Lineage: Eukaryota; Viridiplantae; Streptophyta; Magnoliopsida; Dioscoreales; Dioscoreaceae.
UAUAUUCCACCCAUCAGAAUCUUUCUUGUGAGGCUUUAAAAAAAAUUUGUUGAGAAAAAUUGUUGAGAGAGUUGUGAGGCAAUACAUACAAUGGCGAUGAUAGUGGAUGCUUUUGCUGGAAAGCUGGUGGAGAGGCUGGCUAAUGUCAUUGAAGAGAAGGCCAUCAUGGUUUUAGGCGUCAAGGAUGAACUCCAAAAGCUUCAGCGAAGGAUGAAGAGGAUCACAUGCGUGCUCAAAGAUGCUGAGAGGAGAAGGAUACAACAAGACGAGGAGGCUGUCAAAUUAUGGGUCAAUGAGCUGAAAGAUUUCAUGUACGAUGCCGAUGACAUCAUUGAUCUUUGCAUAAUACAAGGCACUGGAGUACUCUUGCAAGAUGAUCAUCAUCAUAUUGAUCAGCUGGCUGAGUCAAGUGCUACUGCCUCAACACGGGUACGCUGUUGUAACUUUCCUCUGUUCUCUUGUGUGCGCAGUGUGCCAUUUCAGUAUGAGAUUGCUGAUAAAAUUAAAAGUCUGAAUGAUAGAUUAACUGAGAUAUCUGAGGAUAAGGAUAAGUUUAAUUUCUUAAUUUUUUCUAAAUCAAGUAGUGAUGAUGCAUAUGUCAUGAAUGAAGCUUCUUAUCGCCAAAGUUCCUUCUUACCAGAAUCUGACAUUGUGGGUUGGGAUAUUAGAGAUGCUACUAACAGUUUUGUUGAAUUAUUAGUCUCUCAGUAUCAACAGAAAUGCCGCCUCUUUGCUAUUGUUGGCAUGGGGGGUAUCGGCAAAACCACUCUAGCACAAUUGAUAUAUCAUGAUUCCAAGAUAAAUGAUGAUUUUGUGUUGAAAUCAUGGAUUUGUGUUUCAAAAUUUUACACAUCAAGGGCUGACUUGCUGAAGGAACUCAUAAGAAAUGCUGGAGGUACUUGUGGAGAGGCAGCAACAAUAGCAGAGUUACAAAAAAUACUUUGUGAUGUUUUACAUGGGAAGAACUUAUUUUUGGUUUUGGAUGAUGUUUGGGAUGCAGAUGUAUGGAUUAAUUUAAUCAAAAAUCCAGUUGAGAGAACAACAACAAAAUGCAGGGUAGUGGUUACAACAAGAGAUAGGAACACUGCUAUAAAAAUGGGGGCAAUUCAUAUUCACAAUGUCAAUAAACUACCUUUGAAUUUUGGUUGGGAAUUGCUAUGCAAGAAAGUUUUCACAAAUAAUGAUGAGGGCGAGCUUCAGAGAAUGAAGGAUGUAGGGAUGCAGAUUGUUGAGAAAUUGUGAUGGCCAUCCCCUUGCAAUAAAAGCCAUUACGGGUGUUCUUAUAACAAAAGACCAAAAUAAAAGAGAAUGGGAGAAUGUGCUUAACAGUAAUGCUUGGACUAUUACAGGACUUCCAGAAGAGCUCCAAGGAGCGCUAUACUUGAGCUAUGAAGCCUUACCUUCAGCACUAAAACAUUGUUUCCUUUAUUGCUCCCUCAACCAUCGUGAUUGUGACUUGUUUGAUCAAAAUCUUGUCUGUGAGUGGAUUGCAGAAGGCUUCAUAGAACCAAAUGGAGAUGCAUCAAUGGAGGAUGUCGCGAAAGGCUAUUACAUGGAUCUGAUUAGAAGGAGCUUUUUACAACCUGAUCCUUAUUAUGUUGAUAUGUAUAAAUGUACAAUGCAUGAUUUAUUGCGAGCCCUUGCUAUAUUUUUAACAUGUGGUGAAAGUCUUUCAGGAGAUCCUGAAGCAUCACAAAGCAACGGUUUUAUGAUAAAAUUACGUCGUUUGGCAAUUUCAAGUAACAGGGAGAGUGUGAGCAUUCCACAACUUGAUUACCUGAGAAAUCUACAGUUAUGCACCCCUCCAAGUUUGGCCACACAAAUGAUUGGAAGCUUUAAGCAAUUGCGUUAUUGGUUCUCCAUGGAGUUGGAAUUGAGAACAUCCCCGACAAUUUUGGGGAUUUAGUACACUUAAGGCUUCUUAAUCUGGAACAAACAAAAAUAUGCAAACUACCUGAUUCUUUGGGAAAUCUCAUCAACUUGCAGUUCUUGUUACUUGGUGGUUGUGAGGCUUUGCAUAUCCUUCCAAGAACCAUAACUAGGUUAUGCAAUUUAAGAAGACUUAAUCUUGCCAAGACUCCUGUGAAUUAUGUGCCAAAGGGAAUAGGGAAAUUAGAACAUCUUAAUUAUGUGGCAGGACUUAUUGUUGAAGACACUGUGCAUGAUGAAGGAGAGGGGUGCAACAUGGAAGAUCUACAAAUGCUUAAAAAUCUUCAUUACCUUGAAAUAGACAAGUUAGAGAAAGCAAGUAAAAGUACUGCAGUGCUUUUAAACAAGCCUCGUCUCAAAACUAUUACGCUUAGUUGCACACCUGACAGUGGUGGAUGUAAUCAACAAGAGAUGAACAGGAUCGUACAAGUCUUUGAUGAGCUAUGCCCUCCACCAUGCCUUGAUCGUCUACAAAUUCAUUACUUUUUUGGUGAGAAAUAUCCACAGUGGAUGUCAGCCAAUUCCAUCAGUACAGCUCUUCCAGAACUUACUUCUUUGCAUUUUGUUCAUUGCUCUAACUGGCCUCAGCUUCCCCAACUUGGCCAACUGCCCCAACUCAAGUAUCUAAGGAUCGAGGGGGCAACUUCAGUUAUAUCAAUCGGCUGUGAAUUUCUGGGCAAUGGAAAACUUGCAGCCAGUGCCUUCCCUAAGCUUGAAUACUUAAUGCUCUUGGAAAUGACUAAUUGGGAGCAAUGGUCACUGGUCAGUGGAGAGGAAGACAACGAGAUUGAAUCUAUCAAGAUAAUACACUUCCCCCGUCUCCAGGAAAUUGCCAUUUGUGGCUGCCCCAAGCUGAAAGCUCUUCCAAGAGGCUUGAAUCAUGUGCAAACAUUGCUGAUUAGAGGAGCUCACAGUCUUUCAAGGAUCUCUGAUCUACCUACCUUGAGAGAAUUGCGAGUCAGAGAUUGCCCAAUGUUGGACUGUGUUGAAAAGCUUGAGUCUUUGCAGAGCUUGAAGAUAACUGAUGAAACGGAUGAUCGUCUCCCUAAAUGGCUUAUCUCUUUCCUCCAACAACGCAAAAUGCAUCACAACAAUCGAUUCCAUUUGCAUUUGAAGUGCAGUGCCCAAGCAUUGAAGGGAUGCUUAAAAGGGCGUCCCCAAUAUUGGUGUUUCCUCCAGCAAGUUCCACGCUUGGAAGCCUAUGCAGAGAAUGGAAGCAUGUAUUUAAAGUACACCAAGGAACCAUUUUCCUACCAAACCAACCUUGAUGAAGACACCACACAACUGAUGAGGACUAGGAUGAAAUCUUGAAGUUUAAUGAGAUGUAGGCGUCAUGAUUGGAGUGGUGAGAAAACAUAUUCAACAUCGUCAAAAGGCUUAUGAUGAUGAAUUAGAGAACAGUAGUCCCUUUGACUGGCUCAUCUCUUUUCUCCAACAGCACAAAAAGCCUCAUGACGAUUACUUGUUCUUGCAUUCGGAAUGCAGUGCUCAAACACUAGAGACUGGAGGGAUAUUUGAAAGGGGGGUGCUCACACUGAUUGUUCCUCAGGCAAGCACCUUUUCUUUUAGCCUUAUACAGAGGAUAGAAGCAUGUAUUAAUUUGAAGUGCAUCAAAGUGCCAUAUUCCUACAAAAUCAAUCUUUCCUUGAAGACAUGACUGGCUGCGGAGAUUAGGAGGAUGAAAUCCAUUAUUUGAAUUUGACUUAGACAGUCCAAGAAUGAGUUGUAAAUAUGCAUUACUGGCAGUUUGCCGGUUUGCAUUGAUUUUCACAGGCAAAUUAAUAUGUGGCUUGAUCAUGACUCAAGUGUAUAACAAUUUGAUGGUUCAAAUUACUUGGUUAUUCAACUUGAGAUGAAUUAAGCUUGAAGCAGUUGAAUGAGAUGUGGACAAGUACAAUGACUGGAGGGAAGGUGAAUAAACCUGUUUGUAUGCCAAAUAUGUGACGUUUGAUAUCAAGAAAUGGUAUUUCUUCUUGCUGAUUUCUUUAAUUUACACGGUAAGAUGAGCUUGAAACUUGAUGACCUCCUUGUGCUUGUUACGGUAUAAUAAAUUCAAUUCACAUCAUGAGUUUUGGAGAUUGGUAGAAUAGCAGGACACUUGUUUAAUUAUCGGCUUCCUUCUUUACUUAGUUUUCUGAGCAAGAAUGUAUGACAGUUUCUUAAGGAUUAAUAACAUAGAUGUGUCUUUCUUCUAUAUAUAUAUACUACUGCUCUGAGUAUCUUUGUUUUUUUCUCUUUGAAACUAAUGUAUUAAAACCUACACGUAUCCUUUUUAUUCUUGUGAGUUUGGAUCCAAAUAUGGGCUGUCAAUAAUGAAAUGAAUAUUUUAUAUUGAACAACACGGACAACUAGGAGGUAUGAUAUAUGUGCAACUACGUAAGCGAUGGCACAUUUCCUUUGCUACAAUUUAAGCUGAUCAAUGGAAAUGAAUCCUAUGCUAAGGCACAUGAUCAAGACCAAGACAGAGCUCACCAACAAAGAGGCAGACACAUAUUGAGGAUGACCGAGAUAAUGAGAUGUUAGAACAACAUUAAAACUUGCAAGCAUACUGAGUUUGAAUUCAACCGGAGUCUUGCUGGCAUGGAUUAUAUGCCAAAUAGCAUCUGAGGAAAGAGCAUUGAGCUGCAGUUUUGAUCUAUACCAUUAGAUAAUGCAAAAAUAGGGGAGUUAAAUUGUAUUAAUUUGAAAUUUUGAAGUGCAUCAAAGAGCCAUAUUCCUAUGGAAACCAAUCUUUUCUUGAAGACAUGACUGGCUGUGGAGAUUAGGAGGAUGAAAUUUGUUGUUUCAAUUUGACUUGGACCUUUCAAGAAUGAGUUGUGAACAUGCAUUACUGGCAAAUUGAUAUGUGGCUUGAUAACGACUCAAGCAUAUAACAAUUUCAUGGUUCAAGUUAAUUACUUUGUUAUUCAACUUGAUUUGAAAUAAGCUUGAAGCAGUUGAAUGAGAUGUAGACAAGUACAAUGACUGGGACAACUAGGAGGUAUGAUAUAUGAGCAACUGCAUAAGCUAUGGCGUAUUUCCUUCGCUACAAUUCAAACCAAUCGAUGGAAAUGAAUCCUAUGCUAACGCACAUGAUCAAGACCAAGACGAAGCUCAUCGAUAAAGAAGCAAACACAUAUAUUGAGGAUGACCGAGAUAAUGAGAUGUAGAACAACAUUAAAAACUUGCAUGCAUAUUGAGUUUGAAUUCAACUGAGUCUUGCUGGUAUAUAUGGAUGACAUGCCAAAUAGCAUAUGAGGGAAGAGGAUUUUACUGCAGUUUUGAUUUUUACCAUUAGAUAAUGCAAAAAUAGGGGGAGUUAAAUUGUUUUAUGUCCAUCAGUUUUAAUCUGGAUGCCUAUUUCUACUUGUAUCUUAUCUUGUAAUUAUGUCUUUGUACUUCCAUCAAGGGGAUUAUCAAACAGUUUUAAUCUCUUUGCUAGAGGUUGUAAUUUUAAGAUGCCAACAACCACACAUAUGUACUCUUAUCAUAGCAGAGAUUGAAACUUUAAAUCAUUUAUUCAUCCA